Opisthocomus hoazin is the source of this 915-nucleotide messenger RNA. The record is from RefSeq and is a predicted model, not a curated record. NCBI's taxonomy places the organism in Eukaryota, Metazoa, Chordata, Aves, Opisthocomiformes, Opisthocomidae.
GUAGUGCUCUAGAUGGCUUCUUUUGGGUGGAAAAGAAAGAUUGGUGAGAAGGUUUCGAAAGCUACUUCUCAGCAGUUUGAAGCAGAGGCUGCGGAGGACAAGGAUCCGGCCGAUGAUGAUGAUGCAAACUGGGUGCAUGCCACCAAGAGAAGAAAGGAAAUUCUCGUGGGAGACUGUGUAAAGAAAAGUAAGGAGCUGAAGGAUGAAGGUGCAAGUUUGGCUGAAAGUAGGAGGUACCGAGAGGCUAUUCACAAGUGGGAUGAAGCACUUCAGUUAACUCCAGAGGAUGCUACGCUUUAUGAGAUGAAAUCGCAGGUGCUGAUGUCUUUACAUGAAAUGUUCCCAGCAGUGCAUGCAGCAGAAAUGGCUGUUCAGAGAAACCCACGUUCCUGGGAUGCCUGGCAGACUUUGGGACGUGCCCAGCUUGGAUUAGGAGAGAUAGCACUGGCGAUCCGAAGUUUCCAGGUAUCCUUACACAUCUUUCCAAUGAACCCUGAAGUAUGGAAAGAGGACCUUUCCUGGGCAAGAAAACUCCAUGAACAGCAGAAGGCAACAAGGACUGAGGCAGUGCAAGCACUGGCAAAAGAAAAAGAGCUUGCUCAAGAAUCAAUCCCAGACUAUGACUUUGAAAGUGAUGAAAUUGUAGCAGUCUGUGCUGCCAUUGCAGAGAAGGAGAAAGCUGUUUCAGCAGCUAAAACGGUGGUGAUUGUGUCUGCUUCAGGCACGGUAGAGACUGUUACUGAGAAGGAGAAUUGUCCUGCAACUCCUGAUGAAACCCUUUUCAUCAGAGCCCGAUAGGGCAAUGUUCUGGGUUGCCCGUACUGUUCUAAGAAUACUGUUAUUUAUUUUAUUGGGCUUGCUUUGUUUUUAAGCAAUGGGAGAGCCUACAAAAGUUAAAGAAUUGAAGUUACUUUU